Alternaria atra is the source of this 699-nucleotide messenger RNA. RefSeq lists its product as uncharacterized. Bases 1 to 699 code for a protein of 232 amino acids. The record is from RefSeq and is a predicted model, not a curated record. Lineage: Eukaryota; Fungi; Ascomycota; Dothideomycetes; Pleosporales; Pleosporaceae. The transcript has 2 exons.
AUGACCGGCGGAGUCACAGCUGGACAUUGUGGAGCUGGUUCAGUUUCUUGCGCACAUUCUGCGUCCGGAUUCACAAGCACACCCGGUAUCGCCUCGUCUUCUGGUACAGUCGGCUUCGCACCUACUACACCUUCUUACCGCAAGCUCACCGCCGAGCAAAAAGAAGAGCUGAAGAAGAGACAGGAGGAGCGUGCAGCGAAGAAGCGGCAACGCAAGGAAACUCAAAACUCGGCCAAGGCCAACACCAAGGCGAAGAUUCCGGGCGCGACUAGCAAGAAAGCUUCCAGUCGGUUUAUGGCAGACGGUGGUGACUGUGGUAGCUUCAGUGCUGGUGAUUCCGGUGGCUGCAGCUCGUCCGCAGACGCAGGUGUCUCUAGUCAUUGCCAAGCAGGAGACGGUGGAGACAGUGGCAGCUACUACUCAGCUGGAGACUCAGGGCUUGCAACCAUACAACCCGGAGUCGCUAGUACAAGCCAGACACGGACAGCUGAGGAGAAAGCUGAACGGGAUCGUAGGGAGCUAGAACUACAAGAGAGGCAUCGACAACAAGCAGAACGCCGCCACGAGAAGAGACAACAGCGAAGAGAAGCCAGGGCUGAGGUGGCUACUUCAGUCAAAGGAAAGCUCCACGAAGCCACUAGGAAGAAGGAGAAGAUACGUCUGGCUGUGACAUUGCUUACUCUCAAGCUUCAUCUUUGA